AUGUCCCGCGCGCAGCAGCAGCAGCCGCCGCCGCCACCUCGGCCGGAGGAGCGCAGCUCUCCGGACGAGCUGGAGGACGAGAAGGAGGAAGAAGUGGUGCAGAUCCGGCUGGGCGACCGGAGCUUCCCGGUGUGCAAGCGGAAGCUGCUGGAGCAGAGCGCCUACUUCCGGGCUCUGUACCGCUCCGGGAUGCGGGAGGCGGCCGAGCCGGAGGUGCAGCAGCUGCGCGGCGGGCUGAGCGCGGCGGGCUUGGAGCUGGUGCUCGACUUCAUCAACACGUCGUGCCUGCGCCGGCUGGAGCGCCAGGAGGGCGGCGAGCCCCCCCUGCUGGACGAGCUGGUCGAGGCGGCCUCCUACCUGCAGGUCACGCCGCUGCUGCGCCGCCUGCGCUCCCAGGUGCGCCUGGACAACUGCCUUGAGCUCCGCCAGCUGGCCCAGAUCUACGGCCUGCAGGAGCUGGAGGAGGCCUGCCUCCACUUCAUGGGCGGCCACUUCCACCAGGUGCUCCGCAGGCCCGAGGCUCGCCCCCACCUGCUCCUGCCAAGCGCCCUGAGGCUCCAGCUGAAGGAGAGGCGCAUGAAGGGCGCUGCAGCCCUGGUGGCUUUGGGCAACUUCAUCGGUGCCCCUUCUGCCCCAGGCAGGCCGCCCCUGGAGGACUUGCCCUGCGCCAUGCUCAGGUACGACGAAGGGGCUCGGCGCUGGCUGGUGCUGCCCAGCGACCUGCCUGCAGACCUGGCGAAUGUCCGAGGAUACGGCUCCGCCGUGCUGGACAACUACUUGUUCAUUGUCGGGGGCUACCGCAUCACCAGCCAGGAGAUCUCCGCCGCCCACUGUUACAACCCGUGUCUGAACGAGUGGAGUCAGAUGGCGUCAAUGAACCAGAAGAGGUCGAACUUUAAGCUUUUGGCCGUCGGAGGAAAGCUGUAUGCCAUCGGUGGGCAGUCCCUCUCUAAUGUGGAGUGUUACAACCCCGAGCAUGACUGGUGGAACUUUGUGGCAUCUUUGCCCAGCCCCCUUGCUGAAUUCUCGGCAUGUGAGUGCAAAGGCAAGAUUUACGUCAUGGGAGGCUACACUACAAGAGAUCGAAACUUGAACAUCUUGCAGUACUGUCCUACCUUAGACAGCUGGACGAACUUUGAGUUGUGUGACAUCCACAUCCGCAAGCAGCAAAUGCUGUCCGUUGAGGAAACAAUCUACAUAGUUGGAGGCUGUAUCCACGAACUGGGAUCCAACCAAAAACCUGGCCAGAAUGAGGACAUGUUGACAGUGCAGUCCUAUAAUACAGCCACCAGGGAAUGGCUCUACCUCAAAGAGAACACAUCAAAAUCUGGUCUUAAUUUGACUUGUACUCUGCAUAACGACGGGAUCUAUAUCCUGAGCAGAGAUCUCACUCUCUCUACCAGCUUGGAGCACCGAGUCUUCUUGAAGUACAAUAUAUUUUCAGACAGCUGGGAAUCACUUAGGCACUUCCCAACCUUUGGACAAAAUAUAUUGGUCUGUUCUAUGUACUUGCCAAAUAUUAUUUGAAUGUAAACAACAGUAAUUU
This is a messenger RNA of Gekko japonicus, 1546 nucleotides long. It is a transcript of the gene KLHL42, whose product is annotated as kelch like family member 42. NCBI's taxonomy places the organism in Eukaryota, Metazoa, Chordata, Lepidosauria, Squamata, Gekkonidae. The transcript is spliced from 3 exons. The record is from RefSeq and is a predicted model, not a curated record. Gene Ontology annotation, molecular function: protein binding. The coding region runs from base 1 to 1527 and encodes 508 amino acids.